Molecule: messenger RNA, 516 nt
Organism: Pseudogymnoascus verrucosus
Lineage: Eukaryota; Fungi; Ascomycota; Leotiomycetes; Thelebolales; Thelebolaceae
Exons: 2
Coding region: 1-516 (171 amino acids)
Source: RefSeq, a predicted model, not a curated record
AUGGGGAAGAAUACGUUCAUCUACCCAGACCCGAUGGUGCUGUAUUGGCUGCGCACCAUUUUUCCGCGGUGGUCCGAUUUCGAGAUUAGAGGCCGUGAUAACAGAUUGGGCGCUAGUUUGAUGAAGGUCAUAAAAAUCGCGGUGGCAGGCGGUAUUGCCCGAGUUCGCAUCCCAGCCUUUAAGUCUGUGAUUCCAGCUCUAGAGCUUCUAUAUUCGUACGACUGGCAAGUUGACAAAUGUAAGCGCGACCAGAUGGAUUACGCCGACGAGCAGAAUGUCGAACUCAUGCGCCUAGACUCAUGGCUUUCGUAUGUUGGCCGGACUGAAGAGAUAUCAGGGGGGCCACAUCACCUGCUUAAGAGUACGCCGGCGCUCAUCCAGCUACUCAUAGAUGAAUUCGAGGUGGAUUUCCAAAAUAUCGACCUGUCAGCAGAGGAGGGGGGUCUUCAGGACACCCAGGGGCUGGCGGCGAACGUCAUGGACUUCCUCACGGACGAGGGACUUAAUGAGGCCUAG